This is a messenger RNA of Brenthis ino (lesser marbled fritillary), 345 nucleotides long. The record is from the annotation of a GenBank genome assembly. NCBI's taxonomy places the organism in Eukaryota, Metazoa, Arthropoda, Insecta, Lepidoptera, Nymphalidae.
AUGCCAGAGGCAUGGAGAUUGAGCUACGUAGUUCCAAUUUAUAAGGAAAAAGGUAGCAAGUACGAGUGUAACAGUUACUGCGGAAUCAAGAUUUUAAGCUAUGAAGCUGUACGAGAGAACAUGGAAAAGGCAUUUGAUUGGGUUCCGAUGGACACGAUCAGGUGGAGGCUGCGUAAGAGAAACGUCCCCGAAUAUUAUAUUAACAUCAUUGCCGCCAUGUAUAGGGAUGCGAGAUCGAUGGUACGGAUAGUGAUGGGUGAGGCAAAACCUAUAGCGGUUACAGAAGGUGCAUCGAGGCUUAGUGCUAAGAAUCUUCCUGUUUUGUUUGGUUCUGGACUCGCUCAC